Molecule: messenger RNA, 2195 nt
Organism: Solea senegalensis (Senegalese sole)
Lineage: Eukaryota; Metazoa; Chordata; Actinopteri; Pleuronectiformes; Soleidae
Product: calcium homeostasis modulator protein 6
Exons: 2
Coding region: 480-1091 (203 amino acids)
Molecular function (GO): monoatomic cation channel activity
Source: RefSeq, a predicted model, not a curated record
GUGCUCUACUUAUGUUUCUCUUUUUUAAAUCUGAAAAAUGUUUGUUUAGACUGAGUGUGUUUUAGAGCCUGUACUUUUAUUCUUCAUGGUGCAUUUUUAUUUUUUUUUCCAUUUUCUACACUACAUACCUGUGUUUUGUGCUCCACUGUAGCGCAGGGUCAGUCUGUGCUGGACUGCAGAACAAACUUCCCUCCACUUUACUGCCCUCCCUCCACUUUGUCCAAGGGAGACCACAUUUGAAACGUAACUCCACCUGAAACCUGGCACGGGCCAAUCGGUUGGGGAAAUGUCACCACAGACAGCACACCCUCCUUUUUUCAAAACCAAUCAGAGUGGAAGUGUGGCGUUUUGCCUGAGGGGAAAACUUACCCCUGAAUGUGUUAAUUACGCAUCACUUAGCUGUUGCCAAUGUGUUCACAACAGCGGACCCUCUUCUGGGCUUCUUUCAGCAACUGCUUUCAUUUUUCUGCCAAUCUAGUAUGGAUAGUAGACAACAAUGGCUCACCAGGCUGAAAAAUGAACUUAGUAACAGUCCUCUGGCAUCAAAUGUGGCUUUUGGCUUUAUCCUCAUGGGACUAGAAAAGCUGAUGGAACUGGAGUUUGAGUGUCCUUGCAACCCUACGUGGAAUGGAGUGUUUUCAUCAGCGUUCUUCAUCAUUCCUGCCGUCAUGGCUUUCACCCUGAUGCUGAUCAUUCAAGGAUGUAGAUGUGACACGCGGUGCAGGAAAAGCGUCUCCAGUAUUGUUCCUGCGGUCGUGUGGCUGAUUCUGUUGUUCCUCGAUGGCCAAUACUUUGCUUGUGCUAUGACAGAUUGGGAGGGUAGAUUUGUACUAGUGGACAAGGCAGCUCCCCAGAAGUGGUGUGAGCCAAUCAGUGAGGGCAACGGGACCCCACAAGAACUAAUGCUCCGCUCACAGCAGCUGUUUGUCUUUUCUCAGGUUAUUGGCCUAGUCCUCCUCAUUUUCAUCUGUGUGGGUCUCAUAGGGUAUGUAGUCAGAGAAGGCUGCCAACAAGAGGUGAACAUGCAGGAUGACAAUGCAGCUGAGCUGAGUGUGCUCAGGAUGAGCUCUCUGCAGACCAGGACAUCCUGAGAGCAAACACCUCACCCGCCCCGCUGACACGGAUGCUUUGCAAAUAGCCUGAACAGACUAUACUGCAACUUUUCAUGACGACUGUCGACGCGUCUGGGAGUAUUAUUCCUCCAUGAAGAUAGACACUGGUGAUUUUGAAUUACGCGGCUCUUUGAGGCUGUGUAAAUAACUGAAAACAGUGAUUCUUUUCUUGUUAGCAAGAUUUGUACUUGCACCGGUCUGAUAUGUGUCACAGUAUAUUGUUUUUACCUGUAUGUAAAGCAGCGGUUUGUAAUGCAGUUAACCACAGAAUUUAUUCUGUGGUCUUAUAUCGUAAUGUAUUUGCAGAUUCAUGCGUGUAGUCCGAGUUCAUCUGGUUUCAAGGCAGACGUCAAGAGGGAGGUCACCUCCUUAUCUCGUCACUGCAGAAGCAGCAAUUCGACAACUGUGUCCUAAACUAGGUGUUUUUUUUUGUCGCGGAGGAACGUGGAGUCGUUGCGUUACAUGCUAUGUUCCUUCUCUGGAGUAAUUAUUUGUAAACAAUCUCUCCUGCUUAGUAAAAGAAGAAAGACUAUUUCUGACUGACAGACUUUUUAUUUCUUUUCUCACCACUAUUUCCACCACACCACUCUCAUGUCCAGUAAUUACAACGCCGUAAAUAUCCAGUAUUCCCUUCCAGCACUUCUAAAAGUGACUGAUGCACAUACUCGUCGGAAAACAAAACAAAAGCCCUGUAUGACUCAUAUUCCAUGGGUUUUAUAUUUGACUAUCUAUAAAGCAAUUGCAAGGCAGCCAGCAGAGACGCCACUCCAGAUACAUUAUAUUCCCAGCCAAGAAAUGAGUUGUCUCAAUUUUGAGGGGCUGCAUCUUUGUUAAGGCCUCAUCUGAAGACGUACUGUGUGACCGUGUUGCGGGUUUGUCAGAGAUUCCUCCAAAUGUGGCAGAUAAUUGAAUCCGCUGUUUCGUUGCUCCAGCCUUCACAUUCUAUAAUGGCCAUUAAGAGCGAGUCCUUCAAAGGAUGUACCUAUGAACUGAGACAGCUGUAAUCCAAAAAAAAACAAACUAUUUUUUUACAGUCUUUAUUUUGAACUAAGAUAAGUGGCUGCUGAUUCCAGCAUCUCAUUU